AUGGCUAUGGUGAGUGCAUCCCAUGGCGCUAUGGACUCUCUUCUUAGGAAGCUGGGUGAUUUGCUCACCGACAAGUACAAGCUACUCAAAGAAGCCAAAAGGGAGAUCAGAUCCCUUCGAUCUGAGCUCAACAACAUGUACGCGUUCCUCAAGGAUAUGUCAGGCAUGCCCAAUCCCAACGAACAAGCAAAGUGCUGGAUGAAUGAGGUGCCUGAGCCUGUUGACGACGAUCAAGGUCACCAUCAGAUCACAAGGAAGUUCCGAGGCCUCAAGAGACUUGCUGAGGAGGUGAGCGAGCGCCGCAAGAGGUACAGGAUUGAUGACACCAUCUCCAAGCAACAAGACACGACUAUAGACCCUCGCAUGCUGGCGCUCUAUACAGAGACAGCACGCCUUGUAGGCAUCGACGGGCCGAGGGAUGAGCUCAUUCAGUUGAUGAUGGGUGAAGAUGAUCAGCUUAAGGUGGAGGGGCAGUACCAGUGUCAAAGCUUUGUUCCUGUGUCCCAGAAACCAAAUCUAUGGAAUGUUUUGAGGAAGGUACUCUUUCAAGUCGGCUAUGCAGCCCCAGAGAACACCAACGUGGAAAUAUGGGAUGUGGAUGAACUCAUCAGCACUUUGCACAAAUUCCUUACAGGCAAGAGAUUCUUCAUUGUAAUUGAUGAUAUAUGGGAGGCAAUAGCAUGGAGUACUAUUAGAUGCGCUCUUCCAGAAAACAAGAAUGGUAGCAGAGUGAUAGCAACUACAAGAAUUGAGGCUGUCGCUGCAGCAUGCUGCUCCAAUGACUAUGAAUAUGUUUAUAAGAUGAAGGCACUUGACACCGAGGACUCGAGGAGGUUAUUUUUCAAAAGGAUAUUUGGUUCAGAGGAUACUUGUCCUCCAUAUUUGGAAGAAGUGUCAACCGGUAUCCUAAAAAGAUGUGGUGGCAUGCCCCUUGCAAUUAUCACUCUAUCUAGCCAUUUGGCUACUCGACGGAACAAACUGGACAGGGAGCUAUGGGAGCACACACUAAAUUCUUUGGGUUGCAGCCUUGAACUGAAUCCCACCUUGGAAGGAAUGCGACAGAUACUGAGCCUGAGCUACACAAAUCUUCCUCAUUGUUUGAAGGCAUGCGUGUUAUAUUUGGGCAUGUAUCCAGAGGAUCACGAAAUCAGCAAGAAUGAUUUGGUCAGACAAUGGGUAGCUCAAGGUUUUAUCAGUAAAGCAGGUGGGCAAGACGCAGAGGAUAUUGCAGUCGACUAUUUCAAUGAGAUUGUCAAUAGGAGCAUUAUUCAACCAGCACAUACAGAUAGUAACAACGAUGUUCUGUCCUGUAGGGUGCACGAUAUGAUGCUUGAUCUUAUUAUACACAAAUGCAGAGAAGAGAAUUUUGUCACUGCAAGUGAUGACAUACAAGACAUUAGUGGAACGCGUAGCACCGUUCGUCGACUGUCCCUUUACUUGAAUGGUGUUACAGAUAGCAAAUCUCUUGGAACCAUUCAACUCUCACAUGUAAGAGCAUUAACUAGAUUUGGCACAUCAACAUACAUACCUCCUUUAGGGGAGUUCAAGCAUCUGCGGGUUUUGAAUCUGGAACUUCGAGUUGGUGUCGCGCAGAUGACAGUGGACCUAACUGGAUUGUGUUAUUUGUUCCAACUAAGGUACCUGAAAAUUAUGAUUUUUGGUUUUGGUUAUAUAGAGCUACCAAGCAAAAUUUCAGGAUUGCAGCAGUUGGAGACAUUGGAAAUCGAUGUAGGCAAGGUCCAGAUUCCAUCAGAUGUUGUUCAUUUGCGCCGGUUGUGGCACCUGAUCGUUAGUGGCGGGUUCAGUUUGCCCGGAGGCAUUGGUAACAUGAAAUCCAUACACACGCUACGGUUUAGACAAUUGUGCAUGAGCUUGAGCUCAGCAGACACCAUCAAAGAAAUUGGGGAGCUCACCAAUCUGAGGGAUCUUCAACUACGGUUCAACCAUGAAAGGCGAUCAACAGUUUACGAGGCAGCAGCAAGACAGUCCUUGGAUGCUCUGCACUCUUCCCUCGGGAAGCUUCUCGAUCUCCGAUACCUAGAUAUCAAGCAUGAUGGUUGCCUGGACGAUGGAUUCAGUUCACUCUCUGGUAGUGGUAGUGGUAGUGGUAGUGGUACUCCCCUCCUCCUCCUCCGGAGAUUCGUGACGUUGUGGGGCUGGCAUUCCAGGCUUCCCAGGUGGAUUGGACAACUCACGAACCUCCACGACCUGCAACUUGCGGUCAAGGAGGUGCAUGGAGAUGACAUCAGAAUCCUUGCACAGCUAGCCUCCCUCACCAAUCUCCAGGUGAAAAUUCAGGCAACUCCUAGGGAGAACAUGGUCAUCUGCAGAGCUGGAUUCCCUGUUUUGAAGCAUUUUGAGAUUGGAUGUAGCAGGAUGUCAUACCUCAUCUUUGAGGCAGGGGCGAUGCCCAGGCUCCAGAUGCUGGAGGUAUACUUCAACGCUUCAGGAUGGGACAAGCACGGCGGUGCACCCACUGGCAUCGAGCAUCUGUCAGGCCUCAAGGAGAUCACCGUGCGAAUUUCGGGCCGAGGUGCCAGGGAAUCCAAUCAAAGAGCUGCAUUGUCCGCGCUAAGAAACGCUGUUGAUGCGCACCCAGGUUGUCCUACAACUGACAUCAGAUCAGAGGCACCAACACGUGGAGGCGAAGUCAUCCCAUCUGGUAUAUUCCUGAAGAUGCAGAACUCGCUCGUCUCUGAAAAUUUUGCGGACAGGCCCACUUCUCACGCAGGCGUAGGGAAAAUCAGUAGAGUUGGUGACCUCUGGCUCCAAGUAUCUGCUACUAGGCGGAGUUGCGGGGUGUGGUGGCACGAGGGCCGGAGCGUGGCGGCAUCGACCAUGCGGAGGGUGGUUGCGGGCAAAGUCCUGUAA
This is a messenger RNA of Miscanthus lutarioriparius, 2871 nucleotides long. The record is from the annotation of a GenBank genome assembly. Lineage: Eukaryota; Viridiplantae; Streptophyta; Magnoliopsida; Poales; Poaceae.